AUGACUCAAUCCACCCACCGUCGUUCUCAUUCCUCCUCCCAUCCCUCCAAACCUCGCUCGCCUAAGUCCUCGCGUCCCGUCCUGCACCGCCGAGGCGCCUCCAGCGUGAACGUCUCCAUCUCCAAGCUCGGCUCCGGCUCGCACUCGACUUCCACGAGGUCAACCGACGAGACCGAUUUCGACAUGGCCAGCUUCCUCAACUUCUGCGCCAUGUGCGAAAGACAAAUCACCGUCCCGAACGACACCCUCCUUUACUGCAGUGAAAGCUGCCGCCGCAAAGACUCCUGCAAACCCCUCUCCGCCUCAAUGCCCUCCAUGACCAACAUGUCCACCGCCACAACCACACCUCCGUCCUCACCCCCUCUCUCCCCCCGAACAAUCGUCGCUCCCCUGACCCCCACCCGCCUGGGCACCUCCAGCAGGAUAUCCGCCGAACCCAGCCAAACCGGCACAGAUCUGGACCCCACCGAAUGGAAGCCGGUAAUAAACACCGCACCCACCGACGCCUGGAACUACCUCUCGCAAUUCCACGGCGGCGCCCCAAUCCACCGACGCAGCACCUCCAACCGGAGCACUUCCAGCCUGCCCGCCCUCGUCGGCGGCACUGGCAACGCCGGUGAGCGUGAGCGCGGCACCCCCUCCCUCGCCUCCUCCGUCUCCAGCAUCGCCUCAGACUACCUGGGCAUGUACGAGCGCCGCCCGCUCCCACCGCGACACAACCCGUCCUUCAGCAUCUCCAGCAGCGCCGCGAAAAAAGGGUGUGGGCCUGGUGAUGCCGCAUGUUGCGUCGACGCCGGAUAUUGUGGUUGA
This is a messenger RNA of Penicillium argentinense, 810 nucleotides long. RefSeq lists its product as uncharacterized. The coding region runs from base 1 to 810 and encodes 269 amino acids. NCBI's taxonomy places the organism in Eukaryota, Fungi, Ascomycota, Eurotiomycetes, Eurotiales, Aspergillaceae. The transcript has 3 exons. The record is from RefSeq and is a predicted model, not a curated record.